CGUCUGACAACAGCAAAUCAAAAACAAAAGGAUUUUUAAACUGGAAAUCCGUUAUAACUUUAUGAGAUAAGUUUUAGAUAAUAUAUGAAAUAAUUUAAGUGUUAUUGCUACUACUGGGAAAAGAUUUGCAGUAAUAAUGACAAACACUAAACAAAUAAAAAUAACAAAGUUGUUCCGAAAAGGCGCAAUUAGAGCACCAGACGACUGCCAAGAGUUGCAGGAAGAGAUCCAGGAACUUGAAAGACAGCUUAAACAAAAGCAUUAUGAGUUAUUUCAGGUCCAGCGCAAUAAGUAUAGAAGUAAAACUGCCCGUGUCAAUACUCUACCGAAAAAACCCGAAGUUUUUGUUAGACCCCAGAUAAUUAUGCUACAAAAUUCAAUUGACACUAUGAAGAAAAACCUGGAGUUAACGUCUAUGGUGUCAGGUAUGGAGGUGCAGUCAUAUGUGUCAGGGGAGCUUUGCUGCAUUGUCUAUCAUUUGCAGCAUGAUGCAAAACACCAAGUUAAACAUUGCCUGGAAAUUGACAUGACUUCCGGAAAAAAUGAAAUAAAACGAACCUCAUUCCCACUUGGCUUUAAUUUCAAAGCUGUGAUUGAAGAGUUUGACAAUGUUAUGAAACCAGCGUGCCUUGGCUCUAUAAGAAAAGCUCUUGUUGCAUAUUACGAUAGACUUGCACAAUUUGAUGCUUUAAAGAAAUUAUUAAAUAUUGAAGCAAAGUUAUUUAAAAAAUUAGACUCAUCAUAUAUAGAGAUAUCAUUUUUUGCUGAAGCGAAUGUGGACAAUGAAUGUGUUAUGAUACCUAUAGUCCUUUUCCUUGAUUAUGACAUCAAUGAUAUUAGACCUAAAACUUACAGAUUCAAUGAUGCAGAUUUGUCAGAGGAUGUUAAAAGUGUUCUACACACACAAUGUACUGUGUUCAGAAAGAAGGAACUUCAUAAAGCAUUCAGAGAUGCAUUUAUGGAUGGAAUUGGACCAUACAAGCUGUUGAAACAGCUGACAGUAGAUGAGCCAAACCCUCAGCAGAGUCACAAGCGCUUCCGUCCCAACAAACAGAACCCUCACAAUGAUGACACCUUCCUACCUGAGGAAUGUUCUGACCAAGGUGAAAAUGACGACGAUGUUUAAAACUCGCAGAGUCGGAUUCUUCUGAAUAUAAAUGUGGUUUUGAGUUUCCGUUUUAAUGUUAAGCUUGUAAAUAUAACAAAAUCUUUAUUUUAU
Papilio polytes (common Mormon) is the source of this 1219-nucleotide messenger RNA. RefSeq lists its product as uncharacterized. NCBI's taxonomy places the organism in Eukaryota, Metazoa, Arthropoda, Insecta, Lepidoptera, Papilionidae. The record is from RefSeq and is a predicted model, not a curated record. The transcript has 7 exons. The coding region runs from base 137 to 1126 and encodes 329 amino acids.